CAUUUGCCAUGUGUUCUGGAAUCCCUCUGGAAAGAGCUGUUCUCACAGCAUAAAGGACUAGAGGAGUUAUAAAUAAGCAAGUGCAACCUUUCUCCUGGGGAAUUGUGAUCCUCUCUAGAAGCUGGGCCAUGGACCUGAACUUGCAGGAGAAGCCAGGAGUCAUCUGUGAUGCUCUGCUGAUAGCACAGAACAGCACCCCCAUUCUCUACACCAUUCUCAGGGAGCAGGAUGCAGAGGGCCAGGACUACUGCACUCACACCGCCUUUACUUUGAAGCAGAACCUGGUGAACGUGGGGGGCUACACCGGGAAGGUGUGUGUCAGGGCCAAGGUCCUCUGCCUGAGUCCUGAGAGCAGCACAGAGGCCUUGGAGGCUGCAGUGUCUCCGAUGCAUUACCCACUGUCCUAUCGCCUUGCAGGCACCCAGCACAUGGAAGCCCUGCUGCAGUCCCUGGUGAUUGUCUUGCUCGGCUUCAGGUCUCUCUUGAGUGACCAGCUCGGCUGUGAGGUUUUAAAUCUGCUCACAGCCCAGCAGUAUGAGAUCUUCUCCAAAAGCCUCCGCAAGAACAGGGAAUUGUUUGUCCACGGUUUACCUGGCUCAGGGAAGACCAUCAUGGCCAUGAAGAUCAUGGAGAAGAUCAGGAAUGUGUUUCACUGUGAGGAACAGAGAAUUCUUUAUGUUUGUGAGAACCAGCCUCUGAGGAACUUCAUCAGGUGA
Callithrix jacchus (white-tufted-ear marmoset) is the source of this 716-nucleotide messenger RNA. NCBI's taxonomy places the organism in Eukaryota, Metazoa, Chordata, Mammalia, Primates, Cebidae. The record is from RefSeq and is a predicted model, not a curated record.